AUGGUCGUCGAACAGGAAGCUGCUGCGUCCGAUGCCGAAGCAAGUCCAGGUGCCAGACAGGAUUCGCCAUAUCAAUUCUGGAGCCACGACAAAGUUCCGACUAGCAGUGAUGAGGAGUUCAAGCGCCUGAUAUUUCAGGAUGGCGAAGACCAGAUAGAUCCAAGGAAACCAGUCGAGCUCCAGAGCAUCAGCUCGGGGGAGGACAGCACCACAGACCAAUGGACUAACAUGCCAAAGGCCCCCUCAGAGGCUCGGCCACCUGGACCACCUGAUGAUGACACGCAUAUCACGGGAUCCGUUGCAGCUAUAAUCAACCUAUUUACCAAUGGCAAAGCCGGCAAGAUCUACGGUAAAGGAGGUCUCUGGCACGAGCAUGCUCUCGAAGCGAGUCGGAGUGGCCCAGACGGGAUGGUCCACGGAAACCUGGAGAUAGUCGUGGCCUAUAAGCUAAUACCUCUCCCGGACGGCGAAGUCGACUGGAGGAACUUCUUGGUGCCCGCACGAGAUGCGGAUGUCAAUCGGAUCCUGCGCGAAGAAACAGAGCAUCUCUGGGAGAACUCCACAGGGAUUUCAUCCCUGUGUUCGCUGGGUCUGACCUUCCUCGAACCGGUGGAAAUGCUGGUGGAGUACAUGGAUUUCUGUAAAGAAUCUGACGACAACGGAAGAGAAGCCGAGAUGCAGAUUCGUCGCAUCUUUAAGGAUGUCUGGGUUCCAUGGUUUCAUGAGCUCGAUAGAUUAGACAAGCGUGCGAGCUUUUCUUGGCCACACGGCACAGACGAGGGUGUUGAGACAUACAGGCUUGCGGACCAUUUCUGGAUUUGGAAAACACUGAAAGUGCUCGACGAUCUGGGAGUAUUUGACCAUCAGCUCGCUACGAAAUUCAGGGAAGCCGAACAGCUCAUCUGGAAAGGUGAAGAACACAACUGGAUGCUCCAACUCUAUACCACCAAUGCACAUGGUCUCCUUUUUGAGAGAUUCUACGAACAAUUCGGGAAGACUGUCAAGCGACUGAACCCAGGUGAUGUGCAGCGAGGAGUAUUACAACUUUUCACGACAGAGAAUGAUGUCUCACGGAAGAGGAUGCUUGCCGUGGCUCGCUCGCCAAGAGAAACACGGUUCUUUUUCCACGCUCGCGAUACUGCACUCUUCUAUGGCCAAGACUGCAGCUUCUUCUUGCCCGGGAGCAACUUUCAGGAGUUCUGGACCAACACUAUCAAGGCGCAAAUUUACCACAACGAAAGUGAAGACACCGGCUGGAGUAAUGCAAUCCGAUAUGCACUAGGGAUCAUGGCCGGGUGCCGCCAUUUGACGCUCAACAAGAGAACCCCUGAAGACUUGGUGAGGAACAGUGUCGAGGUCUUGCUCUGCAGCACUAGUCACAACGGGUUCUUUCCAGGCCAACUGCACGAGGCGACCAAAAAGUCGAGGCUCUUCAGUAAUGGGGAAGAAUGGGUCCUUUACUACCAUGCAGGCUUUGAAAUCAACUACAUCCUCCUCACCCACGCAAGAGCCAUCGAUAGAUGCCAUGAAAAGAGCACAACAGCUCCUUCAAGGCCACUCAACGAUGCUUCACCGAUUUCCUCCAGAGACAAAGAAGACGGUCCAAGCCCAGCCCCACCGUCUGAGAGCAUUCAUGUUCCGAUCUGGGCUACAAUGAACCCAAAAGUUGAGAAGCUCGAGAAUGGCCAUCUGGUUUACCAGGACAAUCCAAUAGUCGGGCAACUUAACCCUGAUCGACAUUCCGACGGCCAACAGACUUUGACCAUGAAAAAGUUCAUACCAUUCAACAGUCUGAUUGAUGCGACCAGCAUCAUUACCAUUGAGGACGAGUGGCUCUACCCUUAUCCACACUUUCUCUCUCAAGCCAGGAGCGACGUUACCGGUCUGAUAAAUCGGCUGCUUGCUCUGCCCUAUCCCAGCAAAAAUGGCCAAGCCAACAAGUUGAUCUCAGCCACCACCAGUCAGCCCAGUACGGAUGUUUUAGGAACUGUCAUCAGGCAGGGACUUGAGAGCUACCAUGAUACGAAGCGAACGUUUUCCAUAAGCGGUCCCAAAUCUUUCGAUCCACUAACAUUCAUUGUCGACAUGCAGAAGCAGAAGCAUCUUGGAAAAGGAGAAAGGGAGCAUUUAGGGAAGAGUGCAAACAAUGCUUUCAAUUUGAACAAUGUCACACUGCUGUCGAAGCUCACAUCUCCACGAACAGCUGAGCAGGCAAAAAAACGGUUCAUAUGGCUCCCCCAUGCCAACGCCGAGACGGCGCUGCUUUGUUGGGCCGCCACUCCUGAGCGGGAAAGGGCUGCGGUUUCACUAUUCUUUGACCGCCAUUCGACUUAUGAGAAGCACAUCUGGGACGAUACGACAAUGGUGCUGAAUAUCUGGCAGACUGAGCUUCACCUUAGCUUUUAUGAGUUGGUCGAUGCCUCGACGCCUCACUGGAUCGGCCUGCCUCCUCUGGCAGAUGAUGCUUUCCCAGGAGGGUCGGGACAACAGAUACGCCGUGCUUCCAUGGGUUUUCGCUUUGAUGGUGACUUUUUCGAUCGAUACUGGACAUGUUAUUACAUUGAACAUGUUCCCAGCAAGCGGCACCAGUCAAGUUGGCGAUUCCCAUUCGACUCAUCCGGCACAGAUCUAGAAAAGCAAUGGUGGCAGCGAAAGGUUCUCGAACUAUUCCUUCUGGGUGACAUACUUCAGGAGAUUACGAAAAGCGCCGUGAAAUUCCAAUUCCACGUAAGGAGGGAACUUGGUUUGGGGGGUAGCAGUCUCUCAUUCUCUAUCCUUGACAGCGAAGCAUAUUCUUCAUCGGAAGAUAACUGGCACAAGUUCGAACAAAUACUCCACACUGUGGAAGAGGACCUGAUGUCAAUUCUGAACACUCUUCAGAAGUGGACAACCAGGGAACAAGAUCGCGGCCAAGAACAGCCUCGCUGGACACGCAACGACGAGAGAAAGUAUCGCAGUGCAAUCAACAAGUAUCGAGGCUCGACAGAACAGCACAUAAGAGAUUUGGUGAUCCAAAAAGAUAUGAUUGGUAAGCUCAAGGACUACCUCGCUACAAGCAGGCAGAAGAUCCGCGACGACCGUGAGCUCCGCCGGAACGAGAAUAUCCGGUACUUCACGUACGUUACGGUCAUCUUCCUGCCCCUCGGUUUUGCUGCGAGCUUCUACAGCAUGAACGGCACGCCGGAGAACGAGCUGCUCACCUCCCUUAUCAAGUUUGCUGCCGGCGCCCUCGCUGUCACGGUCGGCUUGCUGGCCAGUGCCAAGACGCUCUUCUUGGCCGUCGAUGUUCUGGUUGUCCCACUGCGGCGCAUUAGGUCCAAGGCAGGCUUGGCGAUUGAGAAAUUCUCGCGGUCCACUAUGUAA
Messenger RNA from Diaporthe citri, 3363 nucleotides. RefSeq lists its product as uncharacterized. Gene Ontology annotation, biological process: transmembrane transport; metal ion transport. The transcript has 4 exons. Gene Ontology annotation, molecular function: metal ion transmembrane transporter activity. The record is from RefSeq and is a predicted model, not a curated record. Gene Ontology annotation, cellular component: membrane. Lineage: Eukaryota; Fungi; Ascomycota; Sordariomycetes; Diaporthales; Diaporthaceae. Bases 1 to 3363 code for a protein of 1120 amino acids.